Messenger RNA from Closterium sp. Naga37s-1, 861 nucleotides. Lineage: Eukaryota; Viridiplantae; Streptophyta; Zygnematophyceae; Desmidiales; Closteriaceae. The record is from the annotation of a GenBank genome assembly.
AUGGAUAAGCAGUGCAGUCGCAGACGCUUUGCUCAUAUACGGAUCUUCAAAAGCAUCAGAAACGUCGAAAUUCUUAGCAGAGUUCAUCACCGGAAUCUUGUGAGGAUACUGGGGUACCACAUUGGGGAGACCGAAGAACUUAUUGUGUUUGAGUUUAUGGCUAAUGGAUCACUCGACCACCACCUGCAUGGCAAUGCUUGCACAUCACCAAUUGGCUGGGAAAGAAGGCUUCAGAUGGCAAUUGAUGCGGCAAAGGGUCUGGCAUAUCUUCACCAUGAUUGCUAUCCGAAAGUGGUGCAUCGUGACAUCAAAGCUUCAAAUAUUCUUCUUGAUGCAAACAUGAAUGCUCAGGUUGGUGACUUUGGCCUGGCACGCUUUUUUGGUGUUCUACUGCUGGAGCUCCUUACAGGGAGACAGCCUGUGGAUGUCACAGCUUCGACUUUUCAAGGCCAAAGUCUUGUAGAAUGGGCGUGGCAACAGACAAUUGGAGCAGAGACCAUAAAAGAGAUUCUGGAUCCACAACUGAACAAUGUGUACAACGCUGAUGAGGCUCUGUGCAUGUGGCGUGUUGCUCUGGACUGUGUAAAUCACAUAGCAAAGAAACGACCAACAAUGGAUAAGGUUGCCAAGCUACUCCAAGAUGCGAGAAAAGAGGAACACAUGGUGCAUGGGACAGAUUCAGCAUCAGUUACUGGUGAGGUUGAGUGGAGCCACCAGCUGGACAUGCUGAAGCAAGCAAAUGCAGCCAUUAGUCCUACCACGGAGUGGCCGCGUGUGGAGGUGCAGAGUGGUAUUGUCUCUGAGAAUGAGACUGUUGAGUGGAGCAGUCGAUUGGAGAGGCUGAGAAAAGAGGCUCAUUAG